Messenger RNA from Neofelis nebulosa (Clouded leopard), 1094 nucleotides. RefSeq names its product EBP cholestenol delta-isomerase (gene EBP). Gene Ontology annotation, biological process: cholesterol biosynthetic process. The coding region runs from base 134 to 826 and encodes 230 amino acids. The record is from RefSeq and is a predicted model, not a curated record. The transcript has 5 exons. Gene Ontology annotation, molecular function: C-8 sterol isomerase activity; cholestenol delta-isomerase activity; steroid Delta-isomerase activity. NCBI's taxonomy places the organism in Eukaryota, Metazoa, Chordata, Mammalia, Carnivora, Felidae. Gene Ontology annotation, cellular component: membrane; endoplasmic reticulum.
GGCUCAGUGUACAAAUGUGAUCUGCCUGUCGUAUUAAGCGUCCUUGCCGGUUCGGGCGUGAGGAUUGACGAUUGCUCCGGGAACCGGUUGCUCUGCCUAAAAAACGAGGGCAAAGACAUCAACCUACAAAGACAUGACCACCAAUGCCAGCCCUUUGCACCCAUACUGGCCUCGGCACCUGAGGCUGGACAACUUUGUGCCCAAUGACUGCCCCACUUGGCAUCUCCUGGCUGGCCUCUUCUCUGUCUCUGGAGUCUUGGUUGUGACCACGUGGCUGUUGUCAGGUCGUGCUGCAGUUGUCCCCCUGGGGACUUGGCGGCGACUGUCCCUGUGCUGGUUUGCAGUAUGUGGGUUCAUUCACCUGGUAAUUGAGGGCUGGUUCAGCCUCUACCACGAAGAUCUUCUUGAAGACCAAGCUUUCUUGUCCCAACUCUGGAAAGAGUAUGCCAAGGGAGACAGCCGAUAUAUCCUGAGUGACAACUUCACGAUAUGCAUGGAAACCAUCACAGCUUGCCUAUGGGGACCACUCAGCCUAUGGGUUGUGAUUGCCUUUCUCCGCCAGCAGCCCCUCCGCUUUGUCUUACAGCUCGUGGUCUCUGUAGGUCAGAUCUACGGGGAUGUGCUCUAUUUCCUGACAGAGCACCGGGACGGAUUCCAGCAUGGGGAGCUGGGCCAUCCACUCUACUUCUGGUUUUACUUUGUCUUCAUGAACGCUCUGUGGCUGGUGCUACCUGGAAUCCUCGUGCUUGAUUCUGUAAAGCAGCUCGCUCAUGCCCAGAGCAUGCUGGAUGCCAAAGCCACAAAAGGCAAGAGCAAGCAGAACUAAUAUAAGCCAAGCUCAAACACUGGCUGAUGAGGAACCCUCCACCAGUCAAAAGAGUCCAGUCCUUACUCCCACAGGUUGGAGGCACAAAAUGAAUUGAUCUGGCAAAUGCCUGCUGAUGGGUAAGCACCAGAAGGGCCAGAGGCAGAGGCAAGAAAGGACGUGUGUGGAGCUACUGCCAGGAAGCACUGGGACAAAGGUACAGAGGAACCUAGGCAGUCCAUGAUGAUGGCAGUUUUUAGAAUCAGGAAAUAAAAGAUAUGGACCCUAA